AUGGAACAUGACGAUGGAUUAUCGUAUACUAUUGUCGAUGGAUCUAUGGCGGAGGUUAUUAUACCAUAUAGAGACUUAGAGGAUGCGUAUGCUAAUGAAGGUCCCUCUGAUAUGGAGGAAGCUCUUCGAUUAGAUGUGGAAGAUAUUGAAAAGGAAUUAAAUAGUAGGGACAUGGUAGUUGCUGAUGGAAGUGAUAUAACAAAUGGAAAUAUAGUAGAUCAUGUAUUUGUGGAUGAACCAAGUGAGAAUGGUGAUGGGGGAGAAAAUUUGUUUGUUGAUGAUCCAACGGAACACUUUGACAAUCCUGUUGAGCAUAAUGAGGAACUAUGUAUUGGGAAGUAUUUUGCCAAUGCAAACGUUGCAUAUGAAUUUUAUAACAAUUAUGCUCGGAAUAUGGGAUUUAGUGUUCGGAAAUCUAAAGUGGAGAGGUCAAGGAAAAGGAAAGAAGGAAUGGACGUGGAUGGGGAUGUCUUGUCUCGCAUGUAUGUUUGUAGUAGGGAAGGUUUUAAGGAUUGCAAAGAUAAAAGACAAGAAGGGAAAGAUGUUACUCGUCGAGCUGAUAGUAGAGUUGGUUGUCCUGCUCGUUUGCGGGUAAAAUCAAUUGAAGGGGGCUUGGUUGUUGACCAAUUUAUUUCAGCCCACAACCAUAGCCUCGUGGAACCCGCUGAAAUUUAUCGGCUUCGCUCACAUCAAUGGCUCUCAGACUUGGUUGUACAGAUUGCAAACACUCUAGAUGAUUGUGGUAUUGGACCGGCAACUAUUUAUGAGGUUGUGAAAUCUAUGUCUGGUGGGGCCUCCAAGGUGGGUUUGCCAGAGUUGGCAUUUAAGAAUUUAAUGAAGAGACAAAAUCAGAAGUUUCUUGGGAUGGACUUAAAAAAGUUAAUAGAAUAUUUGCACCAUUCCAAACUGUGUGAUCCUCAAUUCUUUUGCAAAAUGGCUACAACAGAUGAUGGUACUAUACGGGGUAUCAUUUGGGUUGAUGGGGCGGUGAGGGCUGCAUAUCAUGUAUUUGGGGAUGUAGUGGUAUUUGAUACAACAUACAAGAAGAAUCGAUAUCACUUCCCGUUUGGUCCCUUUACCGGAGUAAAUCAUCAUGGUCAAAAUAUUUUGUUUGGAUGUGGGUUGGUAGCUGAUGAGACAAUUAAGUCGUUUAUUUGGUUAUUCUCUACGUGGUUGAAAGCAAUGGGGGAUCGACCACCAGUUGCAAUUAUUGCAGACCAAUGUCCAUCAUUGUUGAGGGCCAUUCCACAUGUGUUUCCUAGGGCAAAGCAUAGGUAUUGCUCUUGGCAUGUGCAAAAACAUUGCAUGGAACACUUGAGCCAUUUGUAUGGGACGAGUCAAUCAUUCAAACAGGAUUUUGGGAGGUGUAUAUACGGUAGUAAGACGGAGAUUGAAUUUGAGACACGUUGGCAAGAGUUAUUAGUAAAUUAUAAUCUCGUUGAACAUGCGUGGCUGAAGAAAAUGUACGAGCAACGGGUGCAUUGGGUACCACUAUAUCUAAGAGGUACUUUCUUUGCUGGCAUGUCAUCUACACAAAGAAGCGAGGGGAUGAACUAUUACUUUCGCGGUUACUUUAAGCAAUCAAUCCCAUUGUACAAGUUUGCACGACAAUACGAAAGGGCUGUAGAGAGACGCCGGGAGAGGGAAGCUAGUAGUAAUUUUGCUUGUAUAAACACAAACCCUCCAUUGUUAGUUGGCAGUCCUUUGGAGGUGCAUGCAUCUAAAGUGUACACAAGGAAGAUUUUUGAAAUCUUUAAGAAACAUUGGUCUCAAGAGACUAGGAUUGACAUCGUUAAUGGAAGUACAUGCUGUAAAUUGUUUGAGUUUAUGGGUUUGUUAUGCAAACACAUCUUGCGAGUCUUCCAUAAGACGGACCUCAAGGAGAUACCUUCCCAAUAUCUCCUAAAACGGUGGACCAUGGAUGCAAGGCAUUAUUUGUCGAGUCACAAAGAAGUAAGUGAUGGAGGUUUUGGAUCGAUAAUAAGUAUGUGGGCUUUCCAAGAUGCCGUUAGGCGUUUGAUAGCCACAAUCAGUGGUUCACAAGAGGCAUGUGAUUCUGCUACGGUUGCAUUGGGGAUUGUGAAUCAGAAAAUCUUACAAGCAAUGGGUGAAUCCAAUUCACAAACUUUUGGUGUUGACCCACAACCCUCUGUCAAUGCUACACAUGACCUAUAUCGUAAUCUCCAUAUUCCUAUGGAUGUGGUUACAAAGGGUCGGCCUAAUGAAAGUCGUAGUAAACAUCCAAUGGAGAUGACAAGUGGAAGGAAGAAUAGAUGUGGCAACUGUAAGGAGUUAGGGCAUAACAAGUCCACUUGUAAGAAGGUAGUAUCAGCAUCGGCAAAUGAUUUCAAUGGCCAGUGCAAUGAAGAAUAG
Messenger RNA from Telopea speciosissima, 2373 nucleotides. RefSeq names its product protein FAR1-RELATED SEQUENCE 5-like. The coding region runs from base 1 to 2373 and encodes 790 amino acids. The transcript is spliced from 4 exons. The record is from RefSeq and is a predicted model, not a curated record. Gene Ontology annotation, biological process: regulation of DNA-templated transcription. Lineage: Eukaryota; Viridiplantae; Streptophyta; Magnoliopsida; Proteales; Proteaceae.